Molecule: messenger RNA, 2001 nt
Organism: Beauveria bassiana ARSEF 2860
Lineage: Eukaryota; Fungi; Ascomycota; Sordariomycetes; Hypocreales; Cordycipitaceae
Product: C6 transcription factor
Exons: 2
Coding region: 1-2001 (666 amino acids)
Biological process (GO): DNA-templated transcription; regulation of DNA-templated transcription
Cellular component (GO): nucleus
Molecular function (GO): DNA-binding transcription factor activity, RNA polymerase II-specific; zinc ion binding; DNA binding
Source: RefSeq, a predicted model, not a curated record
AUGCCCGAGGAGGAAGAGGAAGUCUCGGCCGUGGUAAGCCAGCAUGAUGGCUCCAGCGGUGAUGAGGCCAGAGACAAUGCCUCGACCGACUCUGCGGGGGGGUCCAAGAAGCGCAAGCGCGGCAGAUAUCAAAAGACCUCAUGCGAGCUAUGCAAAGCGCGAAAGGUCAAAUGUGAUCGAGCAGAGCCUGCGUGCUCCUGGUGCGCUCGCCACAAUCGUACCUGUGUCUAUCUCGAAAGGCAAAAGCCUGGCAGCCGCAUAGGCUUCAGCCUCGAGCUGGAAGCCAAGGUCAACAGAAUCGAUGCGCUGCUGCAAACUCUUGGUCGCCGCGUAGAGGAGCACAUCGCUGAAGGCCACGCUGCGCCUCCACAGACGCUUUCACCUGCCAUCAGCAACCACGCUCAGUCUCAGAUUGAACUCUAUGCGCAGGACAGAAACAGGAGCAGCCCUGCCAGUGCCGCCCUUCGAAACACGCCGUCAGGAGUGGGAGGUCCGCCAUCUUCGCUUCCUGGCCAAAGCUGGGAUGAUGGCGACCAACGCCAGGGCCGAAUGUCUGGUCAGGGGAUGAAUGUCGACUAUGCCAAUGUAACGCUGCAUCCUCCAAGGAUAGCACCACUUCGACGAGGACCGUCAUCACUGUCUGCCGGUACAGACUUGCCGCCUCAAGAUAUCGUUUACACGCUGGUCGAUCUGUAUUUUAAGCACUGCAACACGUGGUCCCCCAUCCUGGACCGCAAGACAACAUUCACCAUUUUUUUUGGUUCGACAUCGUUGAGCGAGGCCGACCGAGUUCUACUGCAUGCCAUUGUGGCAACGACGUUACGAUUUCUGAAAGAUUCUAGAUUUUCACCCGAGAUGCGCGCCCACUACCACGAAACAUCUCGCCAGAUUGUGCAAAUGUAUGCCAUGGAGCAUGUUAGUGUCGAAGCUCUUCGUGCUCUCGUCAUUGUUUGCCUUGACGAGCUCGGCACUUCCAACGGGCCGCGAGGUUGGAACUUGCUCACGCUGCUUGCUCAAAACGCGCGGCAGCUCAGCCUAUGUGAGGAGAGCAGCGUCUUCCUUUCCGUCGAACACAGCGACGAUUCGCCCAUGACUGGCUCCAUCAGACGCAUUGCCAUCGAUCGGCCACAGUCUUGGAUCGAAGACGAGGGCCGCAGGCGGCUCGCUUGGAUGGUCUACCUCCUCGACCGAUACGCGACAAUUGCUACGACGACCUUUGAUUUCAUGUUGGAUGAUACCAAAAUGAAGAGGGUACUGCCCUGUUCUUACGACCUCUUUUCCCGCGACAUCCCUGUUGAAACACGCUCUUGGGGCUCGAGUCCCGAUCAGCAUGGAGCGGUUGGCCUUGUUGUAAAUAAGCCCGAUAAUCUGGGCAGUUUUUCCUAUCACUGCGAAAUUUUGAGAAUCUUGAGCAAAGUGCAUGACUUUCUCAAGACACCUUUGGAUAUAACAUCUUCCUCCGAAAUGGCGGCUUGGAGGAAUACGUAUCGAUCACUGGAUGCUUCGCUUGAUUCUUGGCUGCGAGGACUGCCAGGCGACUACAGCAAAAUCUCUGCCUUGUGCCACUCGGAUCCUGCAAGCCGAGUCGCCAACUGGUUUAUGCUUCACAGCGCCUACGUCACGGCUGUUGUACGCCUUCACUCUUCGGCAGCAUACCCGACUGUUCGAUCACAUCUAUUUGUACCCUCGCACUAUGCUAUGCAACGCUGCCUGUCAGCUGUGCAGAGCUUGGGUGACAUUGCGCAAGAUGUGUACGAAGCCAGCGGACUGGAUCAUUUAGGUCCUCCAUUUAUAUUCUCCCUUUGGGUCGCAGCGCGCCUGCUUCUUGUCCACGCUGCGACGACCUGCUGCCCGGUUGACCCGCGCAUUGAAUUCUUUAUCGAGAUUCUGGGGCAUGUCGGACAGUACUGGGAGGUGGCUGAUAAUUAUGCAAAGGUCCUCGCUCGUGUUGUUCAGCGCGGCCGACAAGGGGAUGUCAAUUUCAACGCCAUGCGACAGUGA